Molecule: messenger RNA, 4256 nt
Organism: Schistosoma curassoni
Lineage: Eukaryota; Metazoa; Platyhelminthes; Trematoda; Strigeidida; Schistosomatidae
Source: the annotation of a GenBank genome assembly
CAUAGAAUUAAGGAGAGCGAUGGCUCUGAACCUAAAGCUCGUUUUGAGCAUGACAUUGUACUGAUUAGGCAGCUGCUUAAUCAACUCAUGCCUCAAAAUAUGACUGGGGUCACCUUGCUAAAGGUGUACAGACUAGGUAGUCUAGCGGACUUGAAACCGAAUGAUUCCAGACUGCUUAAAGUAGUAUUCGGCUCUUCAAACGAACGUAACCUAAUUUUACAAAAUGGACACAAAUUAAAGGGUUCAGGAGUCUUUAUCCGAAAGGACCUACCGUUGGCAGACCGUGUUAAAAGACGGGAAGCCGAGAAAGAACUACAACAUAGGUUAGACGCUGGCGAAAAGGACCUAAAAAUUGUAAGUUUUCGGGUUGUAAGACUUCGACAGAGAAUGAUGCCGAAGCCACUCUGGGUGAAGCACGAAGGCACUUAAACAGGCUUCGGAUCUGUUACACCAAUGCACGAAGCUUACUUAAUAAGCGAUCGGAACUAGGUGUACAGAUUGACUCUACAAAGCCAGAUAUAAUCGCAGUAACAGAAACCUGGCUGACACAGGCUAUGGAUAGUAUAGAACUUGAUUUCGAGGGCUUUACGUUAGUAAGGGCCGACAGAACACAAAAGUGCAAAGGAGGGGGAGUAGCUCUAUUCAUUAGGACUGCUAUCCCAUUUACCAUUAUCGAUAGUGUAUCCCAUGAGAGUGAGACGUGUGAAUUAGUUAGUCUUCGCUUAAAAUGCAAGGGACAAGAGCUUCUGAUUGGUUUGGUCUAUCGCAGUCCAAGCUGGGAGGCAAAUGAGAUCCUGUUAAGCAGUCUCAAUACUUGGUCCCAAAGUGGUCGAUGUCUAAUCCUAGGAAACUUUAAUGCACCUAUGGUAGACUGGGAAAAUCUGCGAACUAAAUCGUCGGAGAAUUCUUUCGAGCAGGAACUAGUUGAUAGGGUUAUCACAUGUGCUCUAGUGCAACAUGUGAAAGAAGCGACAAGGUACGAUCCGGACACUGAAUCAUCACUAUGAGGAUGAUGUUGCGAACCUCCAUCAUAUGCCACCCUUAGGUAAAAGUGACCACGCAGUUUUAACUUUCGACUUCCAUAUAACUGCCAGUCAUGAGGACGCGUCAGUCCAGUCCAGACCCAACGUCUGGAAAGCAAACAUACCAGACAUCAUGCACUCAGCAUCGUUAAUAGAUUGGACAAUAGACCCAGAGUCCUCCAUUGAAACGGCCUGGGACGCAUUUCGAAAUUCAUACUUAAAAGUUACCACACCUCACAUCCCUUGGACUAUACCAAAGGGGCCGAAAAACUCACCACCAUGGUUCAGUAGGGAGGUCCGUAUCCUUCUCCGUAAGAAAAGGAAAACGUGGGAUAUAUUUAGGUUACUGGGGACUGAUGAGUCAAAAUCUCAGUAUCGAAAGGCUCGGAACACUUGUGCCUCGACCCUCCGUAAGUCUAGAAAAUUGUACGAAGAAAAACUUGUUAAGGAAUCCAUAGAAUGUCCUAAACGCUUGUAUUCCUAUAUAAACCAAAGGACAAGGAGAAAAGGAAAUAUUCCUGCUCUAUGGGGAGACAGUACUUUUUCAUCAUUAGUGGAGGACGACUUUGGUAAGGCUCAAGCGUUCUCGAACUACUUUAGCAACGUGUAUACCAUAGAAGCGCCCUUCUCGUCAGCGUAUACAGAUCCCCCCAUACAUACACUGAAUAGCGUGACCAUUAAAGAACUCGAUGUCUUUGGUCUGCUAAAUAAUCUUGACAUAGGUAAAUCCACGGGGCCCGAUGAAUUACAUCCUAGGCUACUGAAGGAAUUAUCUAACUUCGUUGCAAGCCCUUUAAGUACAUGCUUUAACCUAUCCGUUACGCAGGGUCGCUUACCGAAAGAUUGGAAAAACGCCAUAGUAAGUCCUGUCUUCAAAACAGGCACGAAACACAAACCUGAGAACUACCGCCCCGUUAGCCUAACUAGUGUGGUUGUUAAAAUAUUAGAAAAGAUUAUUCGGAAGAAGCUGUUUAAGUAUCUCGAUAAAAACCGGAUCCUCUCGGAGAAGCAGCACGGCUUCAGAAUAGGUUAUUCUUGUCUCACUAACUUAUUAGUGGCUCGUGAAAGCUGGUGUGCUCUUAAGGACCAAAAGCUACCUGUAGACGUCGCCUUCAUUGAUUUCAGUAAAGCUUUUGAUAAAGUUCCGCACAACCGGCUGUUAUAUAAGCUAAGAAAAGUCGGGAUUGGAGGCAAUUUAUUGAUGUGGAUAAAAGACUUCUUAGUUGGGCGUCAACAAAGAGUUCGGGUGAACUCAAAGUUAUCUAGCUGGGAAACUGUGCUUAGUGGAGUGCCCCAGGGUACAGUUUUGGGGCCAGUGCUAUUCCUCUUGUAUGUAAAUGACCGUCCUCGUCUCCCAUCAUCAUCGGUCUUGCUAUAUGCUGACGAUGUCAAGAUAUGGAGAACGAUACGAUGUGAGGGUGAUAGCUUAGAACUUCAAAAUGACCUGAAGAAGUUAUCUGAAUGGUCUCAAACAUGGCAGUUGCCGAUAAAUACUUCCAAGUGUGUUGUGAUGCAUAUCGUUCAUCAAGGCACAGAUACAUACACGAUGAAUAACACUGAGCUACCUGUCGUCCAGACAUGUAAUGACUUAGGAGUUAUCGUUAGUCAAGACUUAAAGACUACUGCACACUGCCGUGCAAUAGCCGCCAAAAGUUUUAGAACGUUAUGGUCAAUACGUAGGGCUUUUAGUCAUGUCGACGCUAAGACGUUUUUGACUUUGUAUACAGUGUUCGUUCGUCCUAAACUUGAGUACUGCAUACAAGCGGCUAGCCCCUGCUUAAAAAAAGACAGUGAGCUUCUGGAAAAGGUUCAGAGAACGGCGACUAGGCUGAUUCCCGGAAUAGCGAAGCUUCCGUAUGAAUCUCGACUGGCCAAGCUGAACCUUUUCCCGUUGUCAUAUCGCAGAACUAGAGGCGACUUGAUUACAGUCUACAAAUUGCUUAGUGAUAAAUUUGCACCUAACAUGCCCUCAUUUUUCUUGUCUUCCAAAACAGAGAAUUUACGAGAACACUCAAAAAAAGUUCACAAGCCGAGAACAAAUUACUUGUCAGCUGACUAUCGACUUUCCCAUCGAAUCAUCAACGAGUGGAAUUCACUACCUCAGCACGUGGUUGAGGCUCCAUCCAUCGACUCUUUCAAAAGAAAGUUGGAUCAACUGAGAGACCACCAUUGCCGGGACUAACAUAGGCCAUCGAGCCUCCUGUCCUUCCCAAACUGAAACUGAAACUUUUGGUCAUUCGGUUGCAUGUAUGUACCUAACAUCAACGACUAUGAUUUGGAAGGAUAAGUAGUAACUUUGGGUCAAACAGAGUCACGAAGCUGAGCUCACGAACCGAUAUAUGGUUACUUAAUGACACUACUGUUCGAUAUGUUAACUUCUAUUAUGUAUGCCUACCGGAUUUGGGGCUGCACCUGAUAUACGAGUUAGUUGGAUGUCGUUCUGUUCACCUUGAAGUGCAUUAUGUGAAUUUUGUGAUGGUUAUUAAGUCUAGUACAGCAAAUAAUAAACACCAGUGACCAGAUAGUACUAUUAAUACACCAGUAACUAAAUUAAUACGAGAAAAAUAAGCUAGUCUAGGUAAAGACAGCUGGUCGGUCGUACAACUCACACUUAAAAUAAACUCGCAUUUAUUGACUUCUUAUGAAAACCGGGGUAUAUACUUUUGACUUGCCAAAGUUAGUUUAACUAGUAAAUAAGACCAACUGCACUACGCUUAACUACACAUUGGAAAAGAAGCCAACGAUCUUUGUGUAAGGUAACUAACAGUCAAACGACAACCACUGGUCAUAGAAACUGUAUUCUCCCAUGAAUAAUUGUACGAGGUCAAUGUAAAGAGAAACUUUCAGAUCGAACUAAUAUUAUGAAGGCCAACUGAGUACAAUAAUUCAGCAAAACAUUAGUUGAGUAACAAGCCCAGAUCAGAAGGCUAGGCUCAAAACCAUUUAGUAAUGGUGUGUGUAUAAUACAUUAUCCAGCCCAUCAAGAGGCAAUUUAGAAAUAUGAAGGCAAGUGUUCAAGUAACUUUAGGAUGUAAAACGACUUUUUAUAUUUUCAUAUGAAUUAGUGAUCAAAUCGGGAACCUGGCUUAACUGGUCAUCCUAAAACUCGGUGAACAGAGAACCCUCACUAAAGUUAAAAUAUAUUAAUUGACUAAAUAUCACUACUCAAAUUUAUCAAAGGUUUUAAGCAACGGCAGUGUGGAUCAGGUAAGAAAAGUUAUGCUACAAACAAGC